Messenger RNA from Aegilops tauschii subsp. strangulata, 3587 nucleotides. NCBI's taxonomy places the organism in Eukaryota, Viridiplantae, Streptophyta, Magnoliopsida, Poales, Poaceae. The record is from RefSeq and is a predicted model, not a curated record.
AUGGAGAAAGCACGUCGAGCCAUGUUCUUCUUGUUACUGCUGAUCGCCGAUUUCAGCGUGGCCCAAGACACCGCCGGCGAAGCGGAUGAAUUCCACGUCGGGGUGAUCCUCGACCUGGGAUCGCUGGUGGGGAAAGUGGCGCGGACCAGCGUGCUGCUGGCCGCCCAGGAUUUCUACACGGUCCACCGGAACUACAGCACGAAGCUCGUUCUCCACGUUGUGGACUCCGCGGGCAGUGAUGUCCAGGCCGCAUCGGCAGCUAUUGAAUUACUGGAGAGCUACAAAGUGCAAGCCAUCAUUGGUCCCCAGAAAUCAUCAGAGGCUGUGUUCAUAUCUAAUAUUGGAAAUGUAACCCAAGUCCCCAUAAUAUCAUUCACAGCAACAAGCCCAUCCCUCACUUAUAAUAGUAUGCCGUAUUUUGUACGAGCAACGUUGGAUGACUCAACUCAGGUGAAAAGCAUUGCCGCGCUUGUACAAGCAUGUGGAUGGAGAGAAGUGGUGGCAGUAUAUGAAGACACUGACUAUGGGAGAGGCAUCCUACCAUACCUCACUGAUGCACUUCAAGAAAUUGAUGUCCGUGUUCCGUAUCGCAGCGCCAUCCCUUCGUCGGCUACAAACGAAACCAUUAUGCAAGAACUCGGUGUGUUGAUAGCAAUGCAAACAAGGGUAUUUAUUGUUCAUAUGUCAUCCAUUAUGGCUUCCCUUAUUUUUACGAAAGCAAAAGAGGUAGGGAUGAUGAACAAAGGAUUUGCGUGGAUCACUACAAAUGGAGUAGCAAACAUCAUCGACUCACUCAAUCCAAGUGUCAUUGAGGCAAUGGAAGGUGUCCUAGGAGUAAGGUGUCAUGUUCCCAGAUCACAAGAACUUGAUAAUUUAUCCAUAAGGUGGAACAGAAUGUACCAACAGGAUAACCCAUAUGAAUCACCCUUUAAUAAACUAAGCAUUGUUGGACUAUGGGGCUAUGAUACGAUAUGGGCAAUUGCACAUGCAGCAGAAAAGGUUGGGAUAUCCAGUGCUAGAGAUAAGCAACCAUGGCCCACUAAAAGCUCCACAUGCUUGGAAUCCAUGGUUAUUUCCACUAAUGGUCCUGAACUCUUAUCAGUGAUCGUACAAAAUAAGUUCAGAGGUUUAAGUGGUGAAUUUGACCUUACAGAUAGACAACAGCUUAAAGUUUCUGUGUUCCAAAUAAUAAAUGUGGUUGAGAGAGGUUGGAGAGAAAUCGGGUUUUGGACUGUGAAUGGACUUUUACGGAAGUUAAAGCGAGAUUACUCUAAAAAAACAGGACAAGCAUCAAUGCUUGAUCUAAAUCCUGUAAUUUGGCCAGGAGAGUCCACCGAAAUACCAAUGGGCUGGGAAAUUCCUAGAGUUGGUAAGAAGCUUAGAGUCGGUGUGUGCUCUAGCGAAUUUACAGAGUUUAUAAAGACAUACAAAGAUCCUAUCACAAAUGCAACAACAGCGAGUGGCCUUUCAAUUGACAUAUUUGAGGAGGCAGUAAAGAGGCUACAUCGUCCGCUUUCUUAUGAAUACCUAGAAUUUGACACUGCUGAUGCACCAAUUUCCGGAAGCUACAAUGAUUUUGUUUAUCAGGUCUACCUUCAGAAAUAUGAAAUAGCGGUUGCAGAUAUUACUAUAAGGUCCAAUAGAUCAUUGUAUGUCGACUUCACUGCACCAUACACAGAAUCUGGAGUAGGGAUGAUUGUUCCAGUCAAGGAAAACGUGAAUACAGACAUGUGGCUUUUCUUGAAACCAUUGAGCACUGAGAUGUGGUUUGGCAGCAUCGUAUGCUUUCUCUACACAGGAGUUGUUGUCUGGCUUCUAGAGCAUCUAAUUGGCAAUGAACAUGUUCAUGUUCCGUUUUCACUCAAACAGCUGGCGAUUACAAUAUUCUCCAUUUUUGAAGAGAAGGAAGAGCUGAAACGCUUUCUAGCUAGAAUCGUUCUACGUGUAUGGAGGGUUGUUCUUCUAGUACUUGCAGCAAGUUAUACAGCAAGCUUUGCAUCAAUGCUUACAGUACAGCAGCUUUCACCAACAGUGACCGAUGUUCAUGAACUCCAGAAGAAUGGGCAAUAUGUAGGGUUCCACCAAGGUUCCUAUGUAGAGGGUCUACUGCUUGAUAUUGGUUUUCAUACAUCAAAAAUCAGGCCCUAUGCUACACCUAACGAUUUCUAUAGUGCUCUUUCUAAUGGAAGCAUUGCUGCGCUUGUACAUGAAGUCCCAUACAUCAAACUUUUUCUCGCAAAAUACAGCAAAGGUUACACAAUGGUAGCGCCUAUUUACAAGAGUGUAGGCUUUGCAUUUGCGCUUCCCAGGAAUUCUCCGCUAGCUCCUGAAAUGUCGAGGGCAAUAAUCAACAUAACAGAAGGAGAUACUAUCAUUCAAUUUGAAAAGAAAUGGAUGGGUCAAAAUAGCCAUGAAAAUGAUGGCACACUUGAUGGUUCAGACGCCAUAACUUUUGAAAGUUUUGGGGGAUUAUUCGCUCUAACUGUAAUUGUAACAACCUAUUGCCUUUUGGUAGCCAUGGUGAUGAGCUGCUACAAAAAAUAUCGACAAAAUGCAAGGAACAUAGGAGAGGUGGCCAAAAUGAAUGUGGGCAUGGGCAAAAAGAAGAGGAAACGGGAGAACAGAGGAUAUGACCAAAGUGAAUAUGGACAUGGGCAAAGGAAAAAGAGGAAAUGGAAGAGCAAAGAGAUCAAAAGAGCAAUGGAAACGGAAACUGAAUUGAUAGGGAGCCAAACAACACAGUCAGUGCUUCACAAUCGGAACAGAAACGGUCGCCAGCUACCCAUAUCAGUGCAUCACUGACUCAUAUCAGUGCACAAAUUAGUCGCGGGGACGGGGAGUCGUUAUUAGCUCAAGUUAGUUUCCAACUGAGCAAAGUUCACCUUUCAGGCUCAAAGAUGAACAAAUAAUUAACCGUGAGGGAAGCCGGCUAGGCUGAACUUGGGUAUGUGGAAUUUGCUAUGCAUGCAAAAUCAAGUAAAUUUUCAGUCUACUUAUGCUUCAGUUCACCUUUCAGGCAUCGUUCAGCCACAGCUGAAAAGAUCUAACCGUUCUCAUUAUAUCAUGUACAGUACUUUUCCCGGAAAAAUCAAAGAAAGCUCACUAUGAACCAGGCUAUAUUCUCCUUCAGUAAGAACAUUUCCUUAAAAAUACUUUACAUCUGAUCUAACCAGACGCGCUUUUGUAACGAUCUAGAAAAGGUUGCGUUCUGUUGGCAAUCUAACACCCUAGCUGCAGUAACCCAACAUUUGCAUGGAAUUCACAAGCUGUCUGCCCUGCACCAACAUUCACGGACGCGUACAGACAGUACGUGAUCAAAUUCGAACCAACUCCAAGCGGGAGACAAAUGCACAAGUUGUCAGCCCCAUUUCAGCUAGUACGAAUCAUGGACUUGAGCAGAUAAAUAAAAUGAUGAUUGAUUCAUCGUCACCUUGGAAGAAGAGAAGUCGUGCCAUGGGGGGUCUCAGGAAUCUCAUAAAAUCACACAUUCCAAUCGAGGAACCUUGAUACAUACUACUGUUUAUGUAUCUGUAGAGAGCCCUGUUCUUUUUCCAGUAGCAUGGCAUGGAUCAGAGUUUCCAUUAACA